CUGCUGUAGUUUCUCUCUUUCUUCGGCCAUCCAAAUUAUGCAAAUGACGCCGGACGUGCAGGCAGCUGAGGACAGACCAGCCGUAUCCAAAAUGGCGAACAGCAACAAGGAGCUGGAAGAGGAGAUUUAUGACAAGGUUGUAGACCUGACAGAAUAUGCCAAACGUCAGCGAUGGUGGAGCCGUGUUUUUGGGAAAAACUCUGGCCCAGUAGCAGAGAAAUACUCCGUGGCCACACAGAUAGCCAUAGGGGGAGUGAGUGGAUGGUGUGCAGGAUAUCUCUUCCAGAAGGUUGGAAAGGUUGCUGCUACAGCUGUAGGGGGAGGUCUUCUGUUGCUGCAGAUAGCUAACAACAGUGGAUAUAUCCAAGUGGACUGGAAGAGAGUAGAAAAGGAUGUCAACAAAGCCAAGAAGCAAUUAAAGAAGGGCACCCACAAAGCAGGUCCAGAGUUAAACACAUUUGUUGAGAAGUCCACAGAAUUUGUGAAGAAAAACAUUGUUGUCACAAGUGGUUUCGUCGGAGGCUUCCUGCUUGGCCUGGCAUCCUAGGUUCUGCCGAAUGAGAAGAGCCUGUAUUACUUUGAUGUCAUGAAAACUAUAGGGAAAAGUGAUAAAUUAUUGCUGGUUGUUAAAUGUGUUGACAGCAAGCUACCAGUUUCCCAUUAGCUUGUAGCUAUGUGUUUCUACAUAAGCUGCACACCCUUCUGUCUACUUCAAUACUGGAUCUCCACAUGACAAGUACUGUGAGUUAUGGAUGUGGGACUUCUUGGUUAGACCAGAAAGGCCCCCUUAAAACACUCCACUUCCCAGGCCAAAUAUUAGCACAUAUCAUGCAAAACAUGAAGGCCAUCAGAAUGUUGCAAUAUUGUCGUUUAUUUAUUUUCACCACACUGACAUGGUGCCACUAUGAAAGGUCACGCACUGUUAUUGAUGUCCCUUGUUGUGCAUUAACCCGAGCAGCUAAGUGCAUGUAGAUUUAAAUUGAACUUCACAUGGCUGGUGGUGUCCAAAGGACUCUGUCGAUGCCUGUGUUUAAUUUUGCAAUUCCAGACAUCUUAAUCAAUCAAUCAAUCAUCUUAAGCGUUAAAACUUGAAUUUUAUUCGUAAGUGCUGAGAGAUAUAUGAUUGCUAUGCCUCUUUUAGAGGUGCUAUAUGUCCGACAGGUUAUGUCAGCGUCCCUUGCAUCUCUUUUUUUUUAAAAUGUAUUUUGUUAAGCAAUAAAUUGAAGCUUGAAGUUCUGAAGGCUGUGGUUUGUCUACUAUGUAAGUUUGAUGAACAAAUAAAAAUCAGUUGAACUGUA
Messenger RNA from Thunnus maccoyii (southern bluefin tuna), 1298 nucleotides. RefSeq names its product FUN14 domain containing 1 (gene fundc1). NCBI's taxonomy places the organism in Eukaryota, Metazoa, Chordata, Actinopteri, Scombriformes, Scombridae. The record is from RefSeq and is a predicted model, not a curated record. Gene Ontology annotation, biological process: autophagy of mitochondrion. Gene Ontology annotation, cellular component: mitochondrial outer membrane. The transcript has 5 exons. Bases 38 to 547 code for a protein of 169 amino acids.